Molecule: messenger RNA, 2289 nt
Organism: Dromiciops gliroides (monito del monte)
Lineage: Eukaryota; Metazoa; Chordata; Mammalia; Microbiotheria; Microbiotheriidae
Product: DNA topoisomerase 1-like
Exons: 1
Coding region: 1-2289 (762 amino acids)
Biological process (GO): DNA topological change; DNA replication; chromosome segregation
Cellular component (GO): chromosome; nucleolus
Molecular function (GO): DNA binding; DNA topoisomerase type I (single strand cut, ATP-independent) activity
Source: RefSeq, a predicted model, not a curated record
AUGAGCAUGGAUCAACUGCAUCCAGAUGCCCAGAUCAAUGUGGAGUUCCGAGGGAAUGAGUCUCCCAAACACAAAGAUAAACACAACAAUCCAGGACAUCGACACAAAAAGCACAAGAAGAACAAGAAAAAAGAUCAGGAAAAGUCCAAGCAUAGUAAAAGGGAGCCCAAAGAUUCCUCAGAGAAGAAACAUAGGCGAAAGGAGAAAACCCAACACAGAAGUGGCAGGUCAGAGACACACCCAGACACAACCAAAGACAGAACCAAGGAGAAAGGAAAGGAAGAAAAGGGAAGACCCUCUGGAGAUGCCAAAAUGAAGAAGGAGAAUGAAAAUGGUUCCUCUAGUCCACCUAGUAUUACAGAUGCACCAGAUGGUCCUGCUUCUCCUCAAGAAGCUCUCAAGCUUUUAAAGAGACCUCGAGAAGAUGAGGAUGCCGCUUAUAAGGCCAAGAAAAGAAAAACAGACAACCUCAAAAAGGUGAGGGAGCUGAAACCAGAGGGAGUGGAAGACACCAAAGCCAAAGCAAUGAACCAAGAUGAGAAAUUUCCUGAACCAGGUGACAAGUUGAAGCAGCCCAAGGAAGAGGAGGAGCAGAAAUGGAGAUGGUGGGAAGAGGAGCGCUAUUCUGAAGGCAUCAAGUGGAAAUUCCUGGAACAUAAAGGUCCUGUGCUGGCUCUACCUUAUGAGCCUCUGCCAGAAAAUGUCAAGUUCUACUAUGACGGCAAAGCCAUGAGGCUGAGUCCCAAGGCAGAAGAAGUGGCUACAUUCUUUGCCAAAAUGCUUGAUCAUGAGUACACUGCUAAGGCUAUCUUUAGGGACAAUUUCUUCAAGGACUGGAGAAAGGAAAUGACAAAGGAAGAGAAAAAUACCAUUACCAGUCUUAGCAAGUGUGACUUCACCCAGAUAAGCCAGUAUUUCAAAGCCCAAUCAGAAGCAAAGAAACAAUUGAGCAAGGAAGAGAAACUGAAGAUCAAAGAGGAAAAUGAAAGGCUCUUGCAAGAGUUUGGUUUCUGUGUGAUGGACAAUCACAGAGAGAGAAUUGCCAACUUCAAGAUUGAGCCUCCAGGUCUUUUCCGGGGCCGUGGCAACCAUCCCAAAAUGGGAAAGGUGAAAAGGAGGAUUAUGCCUGAAGACAUCAUUAUCAACUGUAGCCAAGAUGCCAGGGUUCCUCCUCCUCCCCCUGGACACAGAUGGAAAGAAGUUCGACACGAUAACAAGGUUACCUGGCUGGUCUCCUGGACUGAGAAUAUCCAAGGGUCCAUCAAGUAUAUCAUGCUGAACCCCAGCUCACGAAUCAAAGGGGAGAAGGAUUGGCAGAAGUAUGAGACAGCCAGAAGACUGAAGAAGUGUAUAGACCGGAUCCGGAAGCAAUACAGGGAAGACUGGAAGUCCAAGGAAAUGAAAGUCCGCCAGAGGGCUGUAGCAUUAUACUUUAUUGACAGGCUUGCUCUGAGAGCUGGCAAUGAGAAGGAAGAAGGGGAGACAGCUGAUACUGUGGGCUGCUGUUCCCUCCGGGUAGAGCACAUUACCUUGCAUCCAGAAAUGGAUGACCAAGAAUACCUCGUGGAGUUUGACUUCCUAGGGAAGGAUUCCAUAAGAUACUACAACAAGGUCCCCGUGGAGAAAAGGGUUUUUAAGAACCUCCGGCUCUUUCUGGAGAACAAACAGCCUGGGGAUGAUCUUUUUGACAGACUGAAUACCAGCAUUCUCAACAAACACCUUCAAGAGCUCAUGGCUGGCUUGACUGCCAAGGUCUUCCGCACGUACAAUGCCUCCAUCACCCUCCAGCAGCAGCUAAAGGAGCUCACUGUUCCCAACGAAAGCAUCCCAGCAAAGGUCCUGUCUUAUAACCGUGCCAACAGAGCUGUUGCACUCCUGUGUAACCAUCAGAGGACACCGCCAAAGACUUUUGAGAAGUCCAUGCUGAACCUCCAGACUAAGAUUGAGGCCAAGAAGGACCAGCUAGCUGAAGCCCAAAGGGAUCUGAAAAGUGCCAAAGCUGAGGCCAAGCUCCUAAAAGAUGCCAAGUCAGAAAACGUGCUAGAGGCUAAGAAGAAGGCUGUGCAGAGGCUGGAGGAGCAGUUGAGGAAACUGGAGCUUCAGGCCACAGACAGGCAGGAGAACAAACAGAUUGCCUUGGGAACCUCCAAACUCAACUAUUUAGAUCCCAGGAUCUCAGUUGCUUGGUGUAAGAAGUGGGGGAUCCCAAUUGAGAAAAUCUAUAACAAAGCCCAGCGAGAAAAGUUUGCCUGGGCCAUUCACAUGGCUGAUGAACACUAUGAAUUUUAG